Molecule: messenger RNA, 990 nt
Organism: Purpureocillium takamizusanense
Lineage: Eukaryota; Fungi; Ascomycota; Sordariomycetes; Hypocreales; Ophiocordycipitaceae
Exons: 1
Coding region: 1-990 (329 amino acids)
Source: RefSeq, a predicted model, not a curated record
AUGCUUCUUCCGUCGGCGCUCUCGUGCGACUCGGCGCAGACGCCGCACGCGCGCCUCCAGUCGGCGCUCCUGGCCUCGCCGCCCGCCAGCCCACCGACAGUCUCGUCGCAAACCGCCCUCGGCAACAUCAUGACCACCUGCCGCUCUCUCCAGUCCCUCCUCGCGUCGCCGCCACCGACGGACUCAGCGCCGCCACCGACGGACUCAGCGCCGCCACCGACGGACUCAGCGCCGCCACCGACGGACUCAGCGCCGCCACCGACGGACUCAGCGCCGCCACCGACGGACUCAGCGCCGCCACCGUCACUGGCGUCGCUGCCCACGCCGCCGCUCGCCCAUGCGCCGCCUCCCAUGAAGCUGCGCCUACGCGCGCGCCCGGCCCUGACGAGGAGCGACGACGACCCGAAUGCCAAUACCAGCGCCAUCGCCGCGCGCAGGCGCGUUGUCAAGCGCAGCGCACCACCCAGGGGCGUCAACAAGCGCCGUCGCGCCGACGACGACGACAUGGGCCGUCACGACCUUAGCUCCGAUGACGACGACGACGGCGCCAUGGUGUCCUCUUCGUUGCAAGAUCGCGACAACGGUGACGACGACAACGACGACGACCAGCCUGCACCCCCGUCGACGCCCAAGCGGGCGCGCAUUGCGCCAGAGCAGCUGCCGCUCGGCCUCGAGCGGUCCGACUUCCACAACGUGCACCUGCUCAACGUGGGCGUUGGCGGCGACGCGACAGCGCACGAGGCGCCGGGCACAGAGCUGGAGCGCGAGGCCGACGGCGAGGAGUGGAGCGCCGAGGACGACCGCGUGCUCGUCGAGCUCGUCCUUGAGAAGCUGAAGCUGUCCAAGACGGAGUGGCAGGACUGCGCGCGCAGCCUGGGCCGGGACCGCGGCGCCGUGGGCCGCCGCUGGAAGAGCCUCAUGAUGAAGGGCGAGGUCGGCCUCAAGACGAGGGGCAGUCGCCGGGCCAAGCUGCACGGCACCUGGCGGUAG